Messenger RNA from Heterocephalus glaber (naked mole-rat), 737 nucleotides. It is a transcript of the gene Glod5, whose product is annotated as glyoxalase domain containing 5. NCBI's taxonomy places the organism in Eukaryota, Metazoa, Chordata, Mammalia, Rodentia, Bathyergidae. The record is from RefSeq and is a predicted model, not a curated record.
AGCCCCUCCAGGGCCAGGGUUUAGGUCAGAGUCCUUGGACGUGCACCACCUACUUCUGCAGGUCCCGCCCUCCCUCCUCUACCCCUAAACCUGCGGGCGGGGAGCCUCAGUCGACUCAGAGGUCCCAGCGCCGCCACUUACCCUACCAUGCUGCGCCGGCUGCCCGCCAGGCUGUGGAACGGAACUGCGAGGACUCAGUCAUGGAGAAACAGCAGUCAGACCGCUUCCCCGUGUCUUAUCCGGAGACUCGACCACAUUGUGAUGACAGUAAAGAGCAUCAAAGACACCACCACCUUCUACUCCAAGGUCCUGGGCAUGGAAGUCACAACUUUCAAGGGAGACCAGAAAGCACUACGUUUUGGAGAUCAGAAAUUUAACCUGCAUGAGAUGGGGAAGGAAUUUGAACCCAAAGCCAUCCACCCCCUGCCUGGCUCCCUGGACAUCUGUCUGAUCACAGAGGCUCCUCUGGAGGAGAUGAUCCAGCGCCUCAAGGCUUUUGAUGUCCCCAUUGAGGAGGGCCCAGUUCCCAGAACAGGGGCAAAAGGACCGAUUAUGUCCAUCUACUUCCGAGACCCAGACAGAAACCUGAUUGAGGUGUCCAACUACAUCUCAUGAUCACCACCACCCUCUGUGUUUCCCCUCAUGCAGGUUUGAGACCAGACCUACAGUCUAGAGGGCUCCAUCCAAGCCAUGCAAUAAAUGAGCAGUCUCCCUGAGUGCGCUCGCUAUUCUUACCA